AUCACUUUUGUUCGUGGUUCCCGUGGUAUCCGUAUUCCAGAAAGUGCGUCCGUCUUUUCACCACCCAUCUGCAGCAUCCACAGCAUGCUUACGGGAAGGCUACUGCUGUCGUUGAUUAGAAAAGGACAUACGGUGUCAGGGCGUUCGGCGUUUCAGAUUCAGCGCAGAUGAGACCUAGAAUGCAAUUGUCAAAUGGAUGUGUGAUACAAGAGCAGCGCAGAAAAUCAAUAAUCGGUCUGUUUUGCAACUGCUCACAUCGCAGCAUCGCCCAGCCAAGAACGCAGCAAAUAGUUUAUUAUAAUUAUUAGCACUUGUCGAAAUUACCCGUGAAACAGCAACUAAACUGAACAGCCGCGAGGACGAAGGAAUACACGCACACACACACGCAGGAUGUCGACAGCAAAGUCGAACAACUCCAAAUCCAGCACCCGCGACGAAGACCUCUCAUCGGAGUCGGUUGAGGUGUUACGCGAACGGCUGAAUACGAUGAAGCGCCUCAUUGCCGAACGGCAGAAUAGCACCAGCAGCGGCUCGGAGCUGUGGAAUCCACAUCCCCGGGCCUCUAGUUGUAGUGGCAUUAUCGAUGGGAAUUUUUUGAGUGUAGCUUUCGGGGGAGCCCUCAUCGUGAUACUGUCCGUAUCCGUUUACGCAUUUUACAACCUGUACCACGCGGUGCUGAAGAAAUUUCCCUCGCAGCAUACCGAGCUGUAAAAAGUAGCAUUUUCGACGCAAUGUUCCAAUUACCGCAUUAAUAUAGAUGUUUCAAAUAAAACAGAUU
Messenger RNA from Anopheles stephensi (Asian malaria mosquito), 778 nucleotides. RefSeq lists its product as uncharacterized. Bases 391 to 711 code for a protein of 106 amino acids. The record is from RefSeq and is a predicted model, not a curated record. NCBI's taxonomy places the organism in Eukaryota, Metazoa, Arthropoda, Insecta, Diptera, Culicidae. The transcript is spliced from 2 exons.